AUGCCACAUCGAAAAAAGGCCGACAGGGACGCUGAAUCGUUACCGUCAUCCGUCAAGGAAGCAUCAGUGAUAAAGCGUCUUCUAAUUUCGGCUUCCGAUAUUCGUGUAUGGACAACAAAACCACCAAAACAGCAAGAAUCAACGUCAUCUAUAACGGAUACUCGAUUGCUGCAUCAUCAGCUAAAUGACUAUAAGGCUGAACAGAAUGCCAAACGAAGGUGGGUGAUAUUGGUUGAUCAGAUGACAAAACAGUUUUUGUUACGACGGUUGCCUGUUGCAGGCAAAGUUUUUCUUGCGUUGACAUUAAUUCCGCUUAGGCUAAAAUAA
Molecule: messenger RNA, 327 nt
Organism: Enterobius vermicularis (human pinworm)
Lineage: Eukaryota; Metazoa; Nematoda; Chromadorea; Rhabditida; Oxyuridae
Source: the annotation of a GenBank genome assembly